CAGGAAGCUGCAGCAGCGCAGUCAGUGGUGCCUCCCCCUAUUCUUCCUCUCCACUCCUCCUCUCCAGCUGCUGCUACAGUGCAGCCAGCCGUCCAGCGAGUGCAGCUCUCCACAGGCUGCAGCAGUCGGUCGUCCAGAGACACAUCACAGAUCACAGCCACCAACAGCAGUAGGGAAGGGGAGACACUAGCGCACGGAGCCCAGCCAGCAACACACACACAGACACACACAGACACACAGACACACACACACACACAGACACACACACACACACACACACACACACACACACACACACACACACACACACACACACAGAGGCAGACACUCCUCCUCUCCCACCACACUAUUCCGCGUGGCGCCUUCACUCAUUUGCUUGUUCACUCGCUCUCUCGCUCGCUCCGGUCUUCUCCCUCCCUCGCUCCUCUCCCUCGCUCCUCUCUGCUCUGCCUGAGAAUGGUCCAGCCGGUGCCUGGGGCUCUGCUGUCACGGCCUGUCUGAACACACACAGACAUACACACUCAACAGACACACGGAUGCACGCGCACAAACCCAACAGCGAUGUGAGAGAGGAAGUGCCUUCCCUGACGUCUACUGCAGCUUCCAUCCGCUUCUAAAGCCAAAGCUCCGCCCCCCCCCACCCCACUUUGCCUCGCUUGCUGCCACGGUAACGCGAGCACAAGGACACCAACCACACACGUCAUCCCGGCCCACGCCUAGAACUCACGCCCAGACCUGCACCCUCCUUCAGCUCCAGCCUCCAGUCCUCCCAUACCACUGCUCCAGCUCCAGCCUCCAGCCCUAUCAUCACCAGGCCUCCAGCCCUAUCAUCACCAGGCCUCCAGCCCUAUCAUCACCAGGCCUCCCAUACCACUGCUCCAGCUCCAGCCUCCAGCCCAUCAUCACCAGGCCUCCAGCCCUAUCAUCACCAGGCCUCCAGCCCUAUCAUCACCAGGCCUCCAGCCCUAUCAUCACCAGGCCUCCAGCCCUAUCAUCACCAGGCCUCCAGCCCCAAGCCUCCACCAGCCCGCCCAUACCACGCUACCCCACAAAGCCUCUCUCCUUUUGGGGCGAGCCUCUCAAUCAGUCUCCUCCGUUUCUCUGAUCUCCAUAGAUUUACAUUCAGUCACAGCCUGCAGCACUACUGUAUCCAGAAGAGCAGGAUCUGAAGUCUGGCAGUUGGAUUGUUGGUGAGAGACAAGUUGAGACAGACAGAGAGGGGUAGAGAAAUUCUCAGUCGGGAUUAUUGGCUGUUGAGUGUGUUCUCGAUGCUCUAAGGAAAGGGAAUGUCCCAAUAAACAUUGUUACAAUACAUUUCACCUAUCGCCUCGACACGUUUGUUGGAAUCUUUCGGAGAAUAAGGAAGAGGAGAUUUACUGUCCAACCAAAGGACACACACACACACACACGUCACGCUUUAGCCCCGAUUCGGCCGGAUCACUAUUAUUUUCCUGGACUGUCUCGGUCACCAUGGCACACAUGAGCAUGGCACACAUGCGCGACACUAAGUGGCUGACGCUGGAGGUGUGUCGUGAGUUCCAGAGAGGCACGUGCUCGCGCUCCGACCAGGAGUGUAAGUUCGCCCACCCGGCCAAGAGCUGCCAGGUGGAAAACGGCCGAGUCAUCGCCUGCUUCGACUCGCUCAAGGGCCGUUGUUCCAGGGAGAAUUGUAAGUACCUCCAUCCUCCUGGUCACCUGAAGACCCAGCUGGAGAUCAACGGUAGGAACAAUCUGAUCCAGCAGAAGAACAUGGCCAUGUUGGCCCAGCAGAUGCAGCUCGCCAACGCCAUGAUGCCUGGCACACAGCUUCAGCCUAUGGUGAAUCUCUAUGACCUGGUCCAAGACAGCAACAGGUUCAGCUUACAUCAACCUAUGUUCCCCAUGGCGCCAGGCCUGGCCACCAAUGCCAGCGCUGCGGCUUUCAACCCGUACCUGGGCCCGGUGUCACCCGGACUGAUGCAGCCAGAGAUCAUGCCCAGUCCACAGGUCCUCAUGGCUGGCCACCCCAACCACGGACAGGUCCCCAACGCUGCUGCCGCUGCUGCACAGAAACUCAUGAGGACAGACAGGCUGGAGGUGUGUCGUGAGUACCAGCGUGGCAACUGCUCCCGGGGGGAGAACGACUGUCGCUUCUCCCACCCCUCCGACAGCACCAUGAUAGACACCAACGACAACACGGUCACCGUGUGUAUGGACUACAUCAAGGGCCGCUGCUCCAGGGAGAAGUGCAAGUACUUCCACCCUCCGGCCCACCUGCAGGCCAAGAUCAAGGCCGCCCAGCACCAGGUCAACCAGGCCACCGCCGCUGCAGCCAUGACUCAGUCGGCUGUCAAAUCACUGAAGCGACCCCUCGACGCAACCUUUGACCUGGGGAUCCCCCACAAUGUCAUGCCUCCCAUGCCCAAGCGGGCAGCCCUGGAGAAGGCUAACGGGUCUUCUGCCAUGUUCAACACUGGCAUGCUCCAGUACCAACAGGCCCUAGCCAACAUGCAGUUUCAGCAGCAGGCUGCCUUCCUCCCCUCAGGCUCAAUAUUCUGCAUGACCCCCACCACCGGUGUUGUACCCAUGAUGCACGGUGGUACGCCAGCAUCUGCAGCCACCACAUCUGCCACAAGCGUUCCCUUCGCAACCACCUCAGCCAAUCAGGACUCUUCCUUAUCAAAGUUGACUACCAAUGAGUACAUGCAAUUGAUUCCAAUCAUUUCUGCCGAUCAUCUGAGUAACCACAAGUAUCUGACUCAAAUGUAGUCAA
This is a messenger RNA of Oncorhynchus tshawytscha (Chinook salmon), 2752 nucleotides long. Its product is annotated as muscleblind-like protein 1. The coding region runs from base 1471 to 2748 and encodes 425 amino acids. The record is from RefSeq and is a predicted model, not a curated record. Gene Ontology annotation, molecular function: metal ion binding. NCBI's taxonomy places the organism in Eukaryota, Metazoa, Chordata, Actinopteri, Salmoniformes, Salmonidae. The transcript is spliced from 12 exons.